GCUACGCCGGCCGGCCUCGCCGGGCCAUGGUGCCAGAGGAGAGAGCCGAGGCCCCGGGCCUGCUGCAGAGCUUCGAGCGCCGCUUCCUGGCUGCGCGCGCACUGCGCUCCUUCCCCUGGCAGAGCCUAGAAGAGAAGUUAAGGGAUUCGUCAGAUUCUCAGCUGCUACUGGAUAUUUUGCAGAAGACUGUGAAGCACCCCCUGUGUGUGAAGCACCCCCCGUCAGCCAAGUUUGUGCGCUACUUUCUCUCGGAGCUCAUCAAGAAGCACGAGGCUGUUCACUCGGAGCCCUUGGACGAGCUGUACGAGGCUUUGGCAGAGGUCUUGACUGCUGAGGAGUCCACCCAGUGCCACCGGAGCUAUUUGCUGCCUUCCGGAGAUGCGGUCACCCUCUCCGAGAGCACAGCCAUUGUGUCACACGGCACCACAGGCCUGAUUACCUGGGAUGCCGCCCUCUACCUUGCAGAGUGGGCCAUGGAGAACCCGGCAGCCUUCAUUGACAGGACUGUCCUGGAGCUCGGCAGCGGAGCCGGCCUCACAGGCCUGGCCAUUUGCAAGACAUGCCGUCCCAAAGGAUAUGUCUUCAGCGACUAUCACGGCCGGGUCCUGGAGCAGCUCCGAGAGAACAUCUUUCUAAAUGGCCUGUCUGUAGAGCCAGGUGUCACACCCCUUUUGCAGCACCCAGGGUGUGGCAUCCCAGACUUGGAGAAGCCUGCUGUGACUGUGGCCCACCUGGACUGGGACCUUGUGACAGUCCCACAGCUCUCUGCCUUCCAGCCAGACAUUGUCAUUGCAGCAGAUGUGCUGUACUGCCCACAGACCAUCCUCUCCCUGGUCAGGGUGCUGCAGAUGCUCUCGGCGUGCCGGAAGGACCGGCCAGCUCUGGAUGCCUACGUUGCCUUCACCAUACGGAACCCGGAGACGUGCAGACUAUUCACAGCCGAGCUAGGCCAGGUUGGGAUCCGAUGGGAAGCAGUGCCUCAUCACAACCAGAAACUAUUUCCUUACGAAAAGCCCUCAGAGAUGGGAAUGCUGAAACUAAUGCUGUAGGUCUCCCAGCAGUUCUGAAGAUUAAAUCAUGACUGGAAAAACCAUCGUGGAAAAGCUGAUAAACCUUUCACUGGAUGCAAAUUUUUGAAGAGUGUUAAAUUCCAAUUCAGGAACCACAAAGUGUUGUAAUUAAAUACAGUGUUGGCCCAAGUGUGGUGGUGCCCUUCCUGCCAGCAGCUCUGAUUGUUUACAAAUCACCAUAAAUUAGAAAUGAGAACUUUGGCUCAAAGAUGAGUAUUUCAGUUGUGGAAAUAAAAACGUCAAAUAAGUUUGUCCCCA
Loxodonta africana (African savanna elephant) is the source of this 1328-nucleotide messenger RNA. RefSeq names its product eukaryotic elongation factor 2 lysine methyltransferase (gene EEF2KMT). Lineage: Eukaryota; Metazoa; Chordata; Mammalia; Proboscidea; Elephantidae. The record is from RefSeq and is a predicted model, not a curated record. The coding region runs from base 27 to 1049 and encodes 340 amino acids. The transcript has 8 exons.